ACAGAACACAAAAAAAAGAGAGAACUGAGAAGAGAAAAGAAAACGGCAAUGCGCGCGACAGACCUCCUGUACGCUCCAGCCGGCGGCAGCAACUCUCUCCACCAGUCUUCUUCAUCAUCAAAAAGUGUUCUUGCCCCAAUACGGUGGAGCAGAGUGGCGGAUGCGAAGCCCACCGGCGUACUCAUGUUUUGAAGGGAAUUCAGGUUCUGAAACGGCAGAAUAGAAAAGCUUCGCAACCAUAUGUCGCUGUGCUCUGUUCUCUUCUCUCUCUCUCUCUCUCUCUCUCUCUCUCUCUCUGUAGCAGUACAAGUAAUUCAUGGUGCAUGUGUUUGAGAUUGAGAUGUGGUUUUGGUUGGAUGUAGUCACAGGGAUAUAGAUUUCUGGCUUAAUUUGUAAUGGAGAAUGUUAUUGAGCUGUACUUUAAAGUUGGAGAACUGGCUGAAGCAAGGUCUUUCCAGAGUGGCUAUCGCGGUGCGUGGUUUCGAUGCAAGAUUAGAGACAUUACCAAGAGAAAAGGACAUAUUGGGCAUGUCUUAGAAUAUUACGAUUUCCCUGAUGAAAAAUUGAAAUGGACGAAGCUAUAUCAGCAGGUGCCUCCUCAUCAUGUGGGGAAGGGAAAAGAGAAACAUAGAGAACUGAUGCUAAGGCCAUGCUACCCACCUAUUUAUAACAAAAAGCAAAUGCCUCAAGUCAGUGAGAUUUCAGAAGUGGCAGUAAUUGUUGAUGAUUCCUGGAAAGUGGGGGAUUUGGUGGACUGGUGGACUACUGAUUGUUAUUGGUCUGGAAGAAUAACAAAGUUAUUGGGUGAUGACAAGGCCGAGAUUGAGCUGCACCCACCGCCUCUUGGCGAAGGUUCAUCUUAUGAAGUUCAUGUCAAGGAUAUACGCCCAUCUUUAGAUUGGUCUCCGCAAUGUGGUUGGUCGGUGCCUAAUCAGGAAGGUGACACUGGUGGUGCCUGCGCUCAGCUUAUUAAACCUGUAAAUCAAGUUAUUGGCAUGCUUCAAGUUAUGGAUACCAAUAGUGAAGGUCAGGUAACUGAGGCUGGUGUUAGGACAGCUGAUUUAUCGGUUGGAUUGUGUUCUCCAGUUUCCUCCAACUCCGGAACUGUUUCAGAUGAAGUGAAGAGCACAGGAACAACAGAGAGGCAGAUACGGUCUUUUGGAACAAGAGUCUCUGAGCAAGUGAAGGACAUACAAGAAAAAGGUGUGAGCCUGGGAUGUGGGGAUACUCGCACAAGGAUUACAAGUUUAACAGAUUGUGCUUCUGGGCGGACUUCAGCUGAACCUGCGGUUGAAGUUGCUGAGAAGGACCUCAAUUCCAGUACUCCCCUGAAGAAGUACGGAGCCAAUGGACAAGUCACUCUCCAUUCCAUGCGUUCCGACACAUUUGAAGCAGCAAUUUUGGACCUCGAAGACUAUUUACACAAGGUUAAAAGGCUCAAGGCGAUUUUGCAUUAUGGAGUUUCAUCCUCUGAUGCUCCCAGGCCUCAAUGGGAAUUUGUUGAACCCCAUGCUGCCUCAGAAAUACCAAACUGAAUGCCUCAUAUGUGUAAUUACUCCUCCUUUAGCUUUUAAGCUGAGCAAAUUAAAGAAACUGCUUUGAGGCUGCUUGAAAUUUUUGUUGUCUGCCAUGCAGCAUUAGUUCGCAUCUAGUGAGUGAUUAAAAAGCUUGGCUUUCUGGAGAUCAUUGAGUAAUCUUCAAGUUUCUGAAGUAGAAGCAAGGAAAAAAAUAACUUCUA
This is a messenger RNA of Sesamum indicum (sesame), 1738 nucleotides long. NCBI's taxonomy places the organism in Eukaryota, Viridiplantae, Streptophyta, Magnoliopsida, Lamiales, Pedaliaceae. The record is from RefSeq and is a predicted model, not a curated record.